AUGCAGACCUCCCUCCUCGCCAUAAUCGCCUGUGUCGCUGCGGCCGCAUACGCCCUCCCCCUCGACGCCGCCGCUGUCCAAGCGAAGCGGGACGGCGCGACUGUGUCUGGCAGCGACGAUAUUAAUAUUUCGUGGUGUUUCCACCCCAACGUAUGUGCUCGGGAAGCCAAGCAAGUUAGGGUCGACCCCGCCCGCGCGUUUUGGUACUUGAUAGAUCUACGGCGUAUUACACGCGUCGGCUCUCGCCUUGUGCCUUUUGAGCGCGUCGGGCAGGCGCUGGGUGCUUGGUGCGUGGUGCACGGCGCGGACGACGAGGGGGCGCCGAUGGCGGAGGUCGAGGUCUUGGCGAAGCCCGGAGUGGGCUUGGGAGCACGAUCGAGUGCGCUGCUCGACGCUCGUGUAGCGGCGCGGAGGGCACCGGGGUCGGUGGUCGGUGAUGAAGGCGCGGACCUCGUAGACGAGCUCGGCGGGGAGGUGCUUCUGGGCGAGCGCCGCAUGCCUUAUUCGGCGCGGGGAGAUGGAGAGUCGGGGCUCUAG
Messenger RNA from Pleurotus ostreatus (oyster mushroom), 537 nucleotides. RefSeq lists its product as uncharacterized. NCBI's taxonomy places the organism in Eukaryota, Fungi, Basidiomycota, Agaricomycetes, Agaricales, Pleurotaceae. The transcript is spliced from 4 exons. Bases 1 to 537 code for a protein of 178 amino acids. The record is from RefSeq and is a predicted model, not a curated record.